Ipomoea nil (Japanese morning glory) is the source of this 1693-nucleotide messenger RNA. RefSeq names its product serine/threonine-protein kinase STY8. Lineage: Eukaryota; Viridiplantae; Streptophyta; Magnoliopsida; Solanales; Convolvulaceae. Gene Ontology annotation, molecular function: protein kinase activity; ATP binding; protein binding. The transcript has 11 exons. The coding region runs from base 84 to 1391 and encodes 435 amino acids. The record is from RefSeq and is a predicted model, not a curated record. Gene Ontology annotation, biological process: protein phosphorylation.
ACGUGCCAAAAGGCAAAUCUAAUCUCACGCGCGCACUACUCAGCCCACAGAGAGACGAAUCCGGUGCGAGCGCGACCCGAAAUAUGAGUGGAAGCGAAGGCGGCUCAGAUCAUUCCGCCACCGGGAGCGGAGGAGAAGCGCCGACGGCGGAGAAGAAGAAGGACAAGGCCAGAGUGAACCGCACGUCGCUCAUACUGUGGCACGCCCACCAGAACGACCUGUCGGCCGUGAGGAAGCUCCUCGAGGAAGAUAAGACGCUGGUGCAAGCUAUAGAUUAUGAUAAACGGACUCCGCUCCAUGUCGCUGCUCUCCACGGUUGGAUCGAUGUCGCCAAGUGCUUGAUCGAGUACGGAGCUGACGUCAACGCGCAAGAUCGAUGGAAAAAUACGCCUCUAGCUGAUGCUGAAGGAGCUAAGAAACACAACAUGAUUGAAUUAUUGAAGUCGUAUGGUGGUCUAUCUUAUGGGCAAAAUGGAAGUCAUUUUGAACCAAGGCCUGUUCCACCACCUCUGCCAAAUAAGUGUGACUGGGAAGUUGAACCUACUGAAUUGGACUUCUCAAACUCAAUUAUUAUUGGGAAGGGCUCCUUUGGUGAGAUAGUGAAAGCUUCUUGGCGUGGAACACCUGUUGCUAUCAAACGCAUCCUUCCGAAUCUUUCAGAUGACCGCUUGGUGAUUCAGGAUUUCAGGCAUGAGGUAAAUUUGUUGGUGAAGCUUCGACAUCCAAAUAUAGUGCAAUUUCUUGGUGCAGUUACUGACAAAAAGCCCUUGAUGUUAAUUACUGAAUAUUUAAGGGGGGGUGAUCUUCAUCAGUAUCUGAAGGAUAAAGGUGCACUCAGCCCAUCGAUGGCGAUCAAUUUGGCAAUGGACAUUGCUAGAGGCAUGGCUUAUCUUCACAAUGAGCCAAAUGUUAUAAUUCACAGGGAUCUAAAACCAAGGAAUGUUCUUCUCGUCAACUCCAGUGCAGAUCAUCUGAAAGUUGGAGACUUUGGAUUAAGCAAGCUCAUUAGGGUUCAAAAUUCUCAUGAUGUAUAUAAAAUGACAGGAGAAACUGGAAGCUAUCGAUAUAUGGCCCCUGAAGUUUUCAAGCACCGGAAAUAUGACAAAAAGGUUGAUGUUUACUCCUUCGCAAUGAUACUAUAUGAGAUGCUAGAAGGGGAUCCACCAUUGUCAGGCCAUCAACCGUAUGAAGCAGCUAAACAUGCAGCCGAAGGACAGAGACCUAUAUUCAGGGCAAAAGGAUUUAUCCCCGAAUUGAAAGAGUUAGUUGAGCAGUGCUGGGCAGCAGACAUGAACAAGAGGCCUUCUUUCCUGGAGAUUCUGAAACGACUUGAAAAGAUCAAGGAAAUUCUACCAUCAGAGCAUCAUUGGAGCAUCUUUACAACGAGCUAAGAACUCGCCAGAUAAUGAAUUUUGUUUCCAGCAAUAUAUCUUUCUCCGAACGUUCAACAUUCAAUUGUGCAGAACUACUUGUGUGUAGACAAGCCCAUUCAAGUUUGGAAAAUGUGUUGCCUGUAUGUAAUUCUGUGGUAUUCUUCAAAUUGCAAAACUCUCAUAGUCCAUAAUGACUGCUUAGUUCUUGAUGUGAUAUUAGGACCUGCUCAAAUUUCUAUCUUCCCAUAUUCUUACUUUUGCCAUUGUAAUCAAAGUACUCAUAAUGAAUUAAAUUUCCAAGACAAUUUUCUUCUUCCAAA